GCAGAGUAAGAAUUGAAUCAUUCUACAUAGGACGGUAAAAUUAAAACUAUAAAUUUCUUGUUCCUUUGUCGCAUACGAAGCCAGAUCUUAAGUAUGUAUGCUAGAUUAGCAGCAAAGCUGAAUCGUCCCCUUCUAGGAUUGAUUCCGAGGAAUCAAUACUGUCUGCCGGAAAGACUUUUGUCGGCCUCGGUAGGCCGGACAGCGGACCCUGAUGUUCAUGGCGGUGAUGUUGAUGAAUAUGAUGCCGCGGAGGCGAAGAAGGCGGAAACGGCGAAGGGGGAAUCGGAGAUUAAACCCAGCAACACCGGGAAAGUUCCAUAUUCGCCGUCGAAAUCCCCUUGUGGGUCAUCGCCCAAGAUAGAGAGCUCCGGCGUGAACGAUCGCAUAGAGCCAAACCUCCAACAAAAGCGUCGCAACUCUAACGCUUCAACAACAGACGUGAGCUGCGCGGGGUUGGACGGCGGCCCGUGGCCGGAUGACGCGACGGACCGGCGCCGACAAGAAGACGACAACAGGGAAUACUUCAAGCACCACAAGGCGUCGCCGUUGUCGGGCUUAAAGAUGGCCGACACAAGAAAGCCGAUAACGCGAGCAACCGACAGCAGCGGCGGAGCCGCCGCAGGAGGUGUGGUGGUGUGGCUGCCGGAGCAGCUGGAAUCGGCGGAGGAUACGCUGUUGAGAGCCAUGGAAAUUUGGAAACAAAACGCCGCGAGGGGCGACCCAGAUUCCCCGCACGGCAAGAUUCUCAGGAAUCUUAGAGGAGAAUAUUGGUGAUCGAUAUAAACUGUAAACCACGGUUAAACACUCUACUUAUAUGUUACACCCCCCGUAAUAAUACAAACAACUACUCCUUGGAUUAAUUCCACGACCCAUUAACGCCGUCA
Ipomoea nil (Japanese morning glory) is the source of this 884-nucleotide messenger RNA. RefSeq lists its product as uncharacterized. Bases 94 to 774 code for a protein of 226 amino acids. NCBI's taxonomy places the organism in Eukaryota, Viridiplantae, Streptophyta, Magnoliopsida, Solanales, Convolvulaceae. The record is from RefSeq and is a predicted model, not a curated record. The transcript is spliced from 2 exons.